UAUAAAUAAUUAUUAAAAAAAGAAAAAAUAGUAAAGAAAAAAAUAAUCUUAUAAUAUAUUCCAUCAGUAAGAACAAAAAUUUAACAAAAUCUUAACAUGUCUAUGGAAGCUGUCGAUGAUAUGCAACGUGAAUUUGCUGAUGUAGAUAUAAAUAACGGAGACUCGAACAAUGAAGACGAAGAACAGGAUGAGGAGGAGGAAGUGCCAUCGCCGGCGGUGGGCAAUAACAAUGGAUUAAAUCAAAACGUCAUACAUCGUCGCAUAUCAUCCAGUAAUAUGCAGGAUGUUCUCUCCGAUAAUGGAGAUUAUUACAUAGAAAUAACCAUAUCGGAACCUCAAAAAGUGGGUGAUGGCAUGGGUUCUUAUUUGACUUACAAAGUGACAACAAAAACCAACAUUCCAAAAUAUAAACGUACAGAGUUUACAACCUUAAGACGUUUCAGUGAUUUCUUAGGCAUUCACUCGCUGUUGGCCAGUAAAUAUAUAAAAUUAGGAAAAAUUGUGCCUCCUGCACCCUCUAAAAAUAUAUUCGGUUCAACUAAAGUCAAAAUGAGUCCCCAACAAAGUGAACCGGGAAAUGGCACAAACUUGGAAUGGGUGGAACAACGUAGAGCGGCUUUAGAACGUUACAUCAAUCGUACGGCACAACAUCCAGUUUUAAGAGUUGAUUUAGAUUUUAUUAAUUUCUUAGAAAGUGAUCAAGAAUUACCUCGCGCUGUUAAUACAGCCGCUCUUAGCGGAGCAGCAGUUGUACGUUUGUUUAAUAAAGUUGGUGAGACUGUUAAUAAAAUUACCUAUAAAAUGGAUGAAAAUGAUCCCUGGUUUGAUGAGAAAAUAACCGAAGUUGAAAAUCUUGAUGGUCAUUUACAAAAAUUACAUUCCGCUUUAAAAUCGUUGGUAACUACACGCAAAGAAUUGGCAAAUCUUACUGGUCUUGUAGCAAAAUCUGCUGCCAUGCUUAGUACUUGUGAAGAACAUACUGGCCUGUCGAGAGCCCUUUCAAAUUUGGCCGAUGUUGAGGAGAAAAUUGAAAUCUUACGUUCGGAACAAUCAAAUUCCGAUUAUUAUAUAUUAUCGGAAUUUAUUAAAGACUACUUGGGAUUAUUUACGGCCAUUAAGUCGGUGUUUCAUGAACGUGUUAAAGUUUUUCAGAACUGGCAACAUGCCCAAAUGCAAUUGUCCAAGAGACGUGAAAAUCGCGGUCGUUAUGAGUUAAACAAUCGUACAGAUAAAUUAGAACAGGCUCAAGUGGAAGUGGAAGAGUGGCAAGUUAAAGUGCAACGUUGUCAACAACAGUUUGAAGAGAUUUCCGAAGAAAUUAAAAAAGAAAUGGAACGUUUCGAAAUUCAUCGAAUAAAAGACUUUAAGGCCAAUAUGAUAAAAUAUAUUGAAGAUCAAAUGGCACAUCAGCAGCAAAUAAUUACUUAUUGGGAAUCUUUUGUGCCCAGUGCUCGUGAAAUUGUUUAAGAACAAACAAAGUCAAACAAUGCGCAUUUUCCUUCCUUAAUUUCAUGCAUUUCAUGUUUAUUGCUAUUUUGAAAUUUGUAUCUCACUCACACAAAAAGCUUGUUAUAAUAAUUGUUUAUUUUAAAGCUGGGACCAAAUGCGUUUAAAACAACAAAACAAUAAACCUAAAAAGAGACUUUGUUUACUCCUGCUUACGAAAAUGCAGCUGCAAGGAAUGUUUACUAUAAAAUAUUCUUAAAUUUGACUAUGUCCAUGAUUCUCUUAAAAAAAACGAAGUAAUUUUUUCAACUGUCGCUGUUAAGUUUACCUCAAAAUAAGUUUAUUUUCAAUUAUUUUGCUUAAAAAAAAUGAUAUGUAUACAUAUAUUCAACGUUCCAUUAUUUUAUUUCCUUUUUUUGUAUUUAAACAAAUUAUUAUUAUAUUAUUUUCUUUUAAACCUAUGUAUUUAACUUUUAAAGUGUUUUUUUUUUGCUUUAUAGUCUGCAUUGUUUUUUAUAUUAUUAUUUUUAGCAAAAUACUUUCAAAGUGUGUAAUUGUUAAAAUUAAAAUUGGUAUUAAUAAAACAAACAAAAUAUUAAAAUUAAAAUUGCCUUCACAUCGUACAUUUUAUAACAGUUACGUUUACAUCAGUAAUUUAAAAUUAAAAAAAAAAACAAAAAACAAAUCGAAAGUAAAGAAUAUUUAAUAAUUCAUCUUUACAUACACACAUCCAUAUAUAUUUGGCUUUAUUAAUUUAUGUAAAACAAACAAAAUUAAAAUAUUGUAUUAUUUUCAAAAUAAAAAAUAAUAAAUUAUGUAUUUGAAAUAAAGAAACGAACUUUGUAUAAAAUAAAAUACAAAAUAAAAUGUAAAUAAUGUUAAACACAAUAAUAA
Molecule: messenger RNA, 2340 nt
Organism: Calliphora vicina (urban bluebottle blowfly)
Lineage: Eukaryota; Metazoa; Arthropoda; Insecta; Diptera; Calliphoridae
Gene: Snx1
Product: sorting nexin 1
Exons: 8
Coding region: 97-1467 (456 amino acids)
Biological process (GO): early endosome to Golgi transport
Cellular component (GO): endosome membrane; endosome
Molecular function (GO): phosphatidylinositol binding
Source: RefSeq, a predicted model, not a curated record